CAGGACUGGAGCGCACACAGCCGAUCGGCUUCCUGCAGCUCUUCCGCUUCUCCACCUGCGGGGAGAUCGCGUGGCUCUUCUUUGGGUUCCUCAUGUGCUGCGUCAAGGCGUUGACCCUGCCCGCAGUGGUCAUCAUUUACAGCGAGUUCACAGCACCCUCUCCGCUGCCACGAACAUCACCACGCUGUCGUUUCCCUUCACGAUGGCCAACAGCAGCGGCGGCGGGUACACCAUUCCCACGGGGACCCUGAGCAUCCUUCCCAUCGCGGCGAACGCCCAGCUGCCGACCAUCACGACAACGGCCAGUGGCUACGAGCCCAAUGACGUCAUCACCACGAUCCCCGUCUCGCUCUCCAUUCAGCGCUUCCCCUCGUCCCUGUCCAUCGUGGACCUGGCCCAGGAGCAGGACGGCUACAGCAACAGUGGCUCCAGCAACGGCAUGACCGUGGGGCCGGGUGCGGGCGGCGGCGGCGGCAUCACCACCACGGCCCUCCUGUCCGUGAAGCCCCUGAACGGCAGCGGCAACGGCAACAUUUCGCGGAACAACAGCUUCAGUCUGAGCUUCAACCUGCAGGACCCCACAGUGCGCUCCUCGGUGCGUUCGGCAGGAGCCCCACAGUGGAUACAGUGGACAACUCUUCAUCCAGUGGCACGAUCGCCCUGCCCCAGAGCGGCGCCACGGCAACGGCAACGGCCACGAGUGCUACCUCAACCCUCGCCAAACACAGUCCCGAGGCCAAGACAGGAGAGGCUAUGUCUGAGCGGAGGAACAGGACACCUAUUCCGACCCAUCCACUGGAUUAUAGCGUUCGUCGUAGGUUUAAGCACCCCCUUCCAGAACCACUGA
This is a messenger RNA of Drosophila miranda, 847 nucleotides long. RefSeq lists its product as uncharacterized. The coding region runs from base 203 to 847 and encodes 214 amino acids. The transcript is spliced from 2 exons. The record is from RefSeq and is a predicted model, not a curated record. NCBI's taxonomy places the organism in Eukaryota, Metazoa, Arthropoda, Insecta, Diptera, Drosophilidae.